Notolabrus celidotus (New Zealand spotty) is the source of this 2275-nucleotide messenger RNA. Its product is annotated as acyl-coenzyme A thioesterase 11-like. Gene Ontology annotation, molecular function: lipid binding; thiolester hydrolase activity. Gene Ontology annotation, cellular component: extracellular exosome. The transcript has 17 exons. Bases 124 to 1974 code for a protein of 616 amino acids. The record is from RefSeq and is a predicted model, not a curated record. Lineage: Eukaryota; Metazoa; Chordata; Actinopteri; Labriformes; Labridae.
UGAGUAAAGUUUGAUAACUCUUCCAAAGUGCACUGCAGGAGUUUUAUAUCCAUGUUACUCUUGAAGCUGGCUUUAACUUCAGCUCACAGUGGACACAUCUGACACAGAGGAGAGCUUUUGAAGAUGAGCUCCAGACUGUUUGAGAAAGACGGUGAGGAUGAUGAGGAUGAAGAAGAAGAGGAAGAAGAAGAGGAGAGCGUCAACCCAACAGAAGUGACAAUGAGUCAGAUCGUGAUGCCUUGCCACAGCAACCACCGCCAGGAGCUCAGCGUGGGGCAGCUGCUCAAAUGGAUAGACUCCACUGCAUGCCUCUCCGCUGAGAGGCAUGCUGGGAGUCCCUGCGUCACCGCCUCCAUGGAUGACAUCCACUUUGAACACACCAUCAGAGUGGGCCAGGUGGUGAACAUCAAGGCAAAGGUCAACAGAGCCUUUAACACCAGCAUGGAGGUGGGCGUACAGGUGAGCUGUGAGGACUUGUUCUCUGAUCGCCACUGGAGAGUUUGUCACGCCUACGCCACCUUCGUCACGCAGCGCACUGACACGGGACAGAAGGUGAUCUUGAAGCCCUCUGUACCUCGCACUCAGAAGGAGCAGGUUGAGUACAGCGUCGCCGCUGAGAGGCGGCGGGUACGGAUGGUGCACGAUGACAUCAUCAAAGACCUGCUCUCCCACGGGUCCAUCCAGCAGGCUGAUGUUACGGCAGAAGCCAAUGCAGUGGCAGCAGAGAAGACCAAGGUGGAGAGUGUGGAGCUGGUUCUUCCGCCACACGCCAACCAUCAGGUGAACACGUUUGGAGGACAGAUCAUGGCCUGGAUGGUGAACGUAGCUAUGAUAGCUGCCAGCCGUCUGUGUCAGGCUCACCCGACUUUGAGGACCAUCGACAUGUUCACCUUCAGAGGACCGUCUCAGGUUGGAGACAGACUGCUGCUCAGGGCUAUCGUCAACAACGCCUUUAAGAACAGUAUUGAGGUGGGGGUGCGUGCAGAGGCCUACCAAGGGGUUGGACCCAACCGACACAUUAACUCUGCGUUCAUGACCUUCGAGGUCCUGGAUGACCACGAGAAGCCACGGACGCUACCACGGAUAAGACCUGAACCCCUGGAAGGGGAGCGACGCUUUCAAGAAGCCAUAGCCAGGAAGAAGAUCCGAUUGGACAGGAAGUACAUCAUCUCCCGGAAGCAGACUGAGGGGCCUCUGUCUGUUCCCUGGGAUCCCAGAAACCAGGUUUAUAUAAGCUACAACAAUGUGUCAGCUCUGAAGAUGUUGGCUGCAAGAAAAAAGUGGCGCCUGAGCUCUGAGAAAGAUAAGGUUCGUCUCUUCACCCUGGAGCAGAAGUCCAUCUUGAGUAUCCGGGUGGAGUCAGAGGUGGAUGUUCCUGCACGCAGAGCCUUUUGUCUGCUGGCUGAGCUGAGCAACAGAACCAAAUGGGACACACAUUAUCAGAACUGUGAGUUAAUCCACCGGGUUGACGAUGACGACUUCUUGUACCGCGUGGUGACUCCAUCAGUGCAUCACGGAGGCCUGCUCCCACCUUCAGCCUGUCAGGGGGAAGGGGUUCUCCAGGACUUCAUCUUGUUGGCGUCCAAGAGGAAGCCGUGUGGCAUCGGAGAUCCGUAUGUCAUCGCCCUGCGCUCAGUGUCUCUGCCCACUCACCCUCCAGCUGAGGGGAUUAACAGAGGAGAGGUUCUGUGUGCUGGAUUCACCAUUCUAGAGACCAAAAACAACACCUCCAUCAUCAGUUACUACAACCAAGCCUCUCCAGAGGUUCUGCCCUACAUCUCCACUGACAUCGCCGGCCUCUCCUCCACUUUCUACCACAGCUUCUGCUCCUGCAGCCAGUACCUGACGAGGAACAGACGGCAGUCUACCCCCAUGACGCAAACAAGCCUAGAGCAGGCCUCGAGUACAGACAGUCCCACCUAUGAUAUAGAAGCUGACGGCCUGUCGAUGGCUCUCUGCAGCACGCAGCUGUAGUCAGUCAGUGGAGCUCUCCAGGCCAGUUUAGAGAUAGGAGUGGACUCAAACUGCUGUUCAUACAACAUGGUACCAUUCACUGUCAGUCAUCCAAAGAUCAAACCUGCGUUCAAACUUCUGACACUUUGUUUUGAUACUAAGAUUAUAGGAAAACAUGCAAUAAGAACAGAGUCGAUAUUAUAUAAAGUGCAACAACAUGACUUCAGAAAACACUGAGGCUUAUCUGAACUUUGUUUGUGCACAAAUAAACAGGAUCCCAGUGAGUCAGUUCCCCCGGCACUCUAAGCCUAUAGCAGCAUAA